CCCACUGCCCACACAUUAAGAGAGAGGCAGAUCCUCUCUCGCCACCUUCUCGCAUUUGUCCUAUCCUGUUCUUAUCCAUCAAUGGGGAGGCCUCCUUGUUGUGUCGAGAAGGGCCUCAAGAAGGGUCCCUGGACCCCUGAGGAAGAUCAUAAGCUCAUGAACUAUAUCCAAAAGAAUGGCCAUGGAAGUUGGAGGGCACUACCUGAACUCGCUGGCCUGAACAGAUGUGGCAAGAGCUGUAGGCUAAGAUGGACAAACUACCUCAGGCCAGAUAUUAAGAGAGGAAAGUUCUCCAAGGACGAAGAGCAAACCAUCCUCCAGCUCCAUUCCAUCCUUGGCAACAAGUGGUCAGCUAUUGCGAAGAAUCUCCCUGGCCGGACAGACAACGAGAUCAAGAACUUCUGGAACACCCAUCUCAGGAAGAAGCUCAUUCAGAUGGGUAUUGACCCGAUGACCCAUCGCCCAAGAACAGACUUCUUCGCAGCACUCCCACAACUAAUCGCACUUGCCAAUCUCCACCAGCUUAUUGAACAGCAACAAUGGGACGGCCAGACUACCAUGCCACAGACUGAGGCAGUCCAGGCUGCCAAUCACCAGUACAUGCAGGCAAUGCUUCAAUCUGCAGCGUCCAUUGCACCAAAACCCACCACAGUCAGCAGCCUCACCACUGACCUAGAGCAGAUCAGCCUCCUCAACCCUCAGCAUAUGCUUUCUCCAACUCUUCUUGAGAGUACAGGAGGCGAAGACAUAGCCAGGCAGGUGCCACACAACCAGCCAAUCACUUUCUUUGACCAACCAGUUAGCAAUAUCAACCUGAGCUCAGAUAACAAUGUGAGCAGCAGUGAGCAGUGCCUUGUUGAGGGAGGGAGCAGUAGCCGGAAAAGCAUGUUGCUAUCUGAGAACUCACUACCACCACUCACAGACAUGUCGGCCUCCAACCCUUGCAAUGCUAUCAGCACCUUAAAAUGCGGAGCCAGCAGUACACCUACACUAUCACCUAGUUGGUCAGAAAUCCUUCUUGAUGAAGAGCUCAUGAGAGAAUUUGAAUGAACUCCUGAGCUUAAGUUGUACAAUUGUACACUACCCUCCAGCUUGCACCUUUUGGAUGUUAGGCUUAGCACCUCUUUCUUUUUUCCUAAGAUUGUUGCGUGCAUUUGUUGAUUCAUAAAGAAUUCGACGCAUGAGUCUACACAUAUAUACCUGUAUAUAUAAAGUACAUGUAAAAGUUACUCAUAAAAACUCCCACAUGCUUUGGCUUAA
Messenger RNA from Setaria italica (foxtail millet), 1260 nucleotides. RefSeq names its product transcription factor MYB74. The transcript has 3 exons. The record is from RefSeq and is a predicted model, not a curated record. Lineage: Eukaryota; Viridiplantae; Streptophyta; Magnoliopsida; Poales; Poaceae. The coding region runs from base 82 to 1050 and encodes 322 amino acids.